Molecule: messenger RNA, 791 nt
Organism: Pistacia vera
Lineage: Eukaryota; Viridiplantae; Streptophyta; Magnoliopsida; Sapindales; Anacardiaceae
Exons: 7
Coding region: 172-708 (178 amino acids)
Cellular component (GO): nucleus; cytosolic small ribosomal subunit
Molecular function (GO): structural constituent of ribosome
Source: RefSeq, a predicted model, not a curated record
ACACAGUGGCAUUCCUUGUCAAGAAGUUUCUCUAAUCUGACCAUCCGAUCCAACAUGACCCGACCCGGAGCAUAGAUCCAAAAGAAAUAUACACAACGAAGAAGAAGCAACAGUAGAGCUCGUGUUUAUCAAUUCUUCGUCAAAAAAGAAUUUCCGAGAACGAGGACGAUCAUGAGAGAAGAAGAAAUCAUAGAACAACAGGGAAGCUCUGUAGCUGCGCCGCUUAUUUUACUUAUUGUCUUCGCAUUUCAGUACGUUUCACGAUGGCUCCAACAAUUGAAGAAGAAAGGAUCCACGAGUGAUAGAGAAAUGCAAUUGCGGAGAGAAAUAAAACAAAUCUUGAAAGAGGCCAGCUCUUUAACGCAGCCAUCAACGUUUGCACAAGCUGCGAAGCUUAGGAGGUUGGCAGCUGCUAAGGAGAAGGAACUUGCAAAUUAUCAAGAAUUACAGGGCAAGGAGAUGAAGUUGUCUUAUGAUCUGUAUUUGAAAGUUCUGUUAAUUUCAAAGGUUCUUAUAUAUUUUGUGCUGGUUUGUUUGUUUUGGAGAACCCCUGUUGCGGCUGUUUCCCGGCAACUUGUGCAACCUUUUGGGAAGUUUUUAUCUUGGAGGACUGGAGGUGUUUCUAAUAACAAUGUUCUGGUUGGGAUUAUACCUUGGCUGAUAUUGUCUACCAGGGUUAGCAAAUAUGUUUGUCAACUCUUCAAGUAGAGUAAGGACUAGUAAUCUGCAUUUCUUCCUCAUAGACUAAUUCUGCACCGACUAUUUUUUUUAUAUUUCCUAGCUUUUUUCUG